Molecule: messenger RNA, 18583 nt
Organism: Apis laboriosa (Himalayan honeybee)
Lineage: Eukaryota; Metazoa; Arthropoda; Insecta; Hymenoptera; Apidae
Product: histone-lysine N-methyltransferase 2C-like
Exons: 35
Coding region: 503-17845 (5780 amino acids)
Biological process (GO): positive regulation of transcription by RNA polymerase II
Cellular component (GO): nucleus; MLL3/4 complex
Molecular function (GO): transcription coactivator activity; histone H3K4 methyltransferase activity; histone binding
Source: RefSeq, a predicted model, not a curated record
UUCUGUUACUACAAGAUGUUUACUUGGAUGAGUCCUGCGAAUUUCGACGAGGAUCCCGAUAAUUCCGCGUGCAAAGCCGCCAUGAAACUGCAACGGAGACAACAGUAACUGGAAGGUACGUGAUCCGGCGUGAUUACGAACGGCCCGGGUAUGUUUAUAGCCUGCAAACUCUGACAUAGCAAUGGCGUACUGUCGCCGUAAAGGCCGUGCCAACAAAAUUGUCCUUUGCCUUAUUUAAUCUAAGUUAAUUGUGCACGCAGGAAUUUAAUCACAAAACAAUGUUUCGUAUGUGAUGAUACGGUUCAUAGUGACAAGUACAGUUUGUGAGUUUUGGUGAUGAAAAGUGGCGUUUUUCGGUGAUUAUAGUGCCUCAGUUUUCCCCACUGUGGAAUGACCGCCGAUUGUCGAGCGGCACGCCAUCCUGCUGUAGCUGACUGAGGACUAUACUAUAAAGAGAUUAAAAACUAUGACUACAUAGCAACAGAGGUUUAGUAAAGGUGCCAUGGAUGAUGAAGAGCGUCUUGAGGGUGAGGAAGAAAUGGAACUAGAUGAAGCCUCUGAUGGUGAAGAUGAAGAUGAAGAAACAACAGGAAUUCCUGUAUCACCAGCCAAUUCAGAUCAAUUGCUUGGUCCUGUACCAACAACUCCUGGUAAUAAGGAAGCACAAAAAUUUGUUUCUCUUGCAGUAACCCCAGAUGAAGCUUUUCAUGAUCCUUUACGGUACCAGAAAUUUCCACUUCCUGGAGGUAAACCUUUAAAUAUUAGGCGGGGUCCAGGUAGACCUAGAAAAGAACGUCCACUUGGUAUUACACGUGGUGGAGGUACUCGUAGACCUUUUGGAAGAGGGACCACUAGGGGUAAAGGUCUUGGAUAUGCAAGAGGUGUACCACGCCGUACUAAAAGUAAAGAUGAUGAUACACAUUCAGAAUCCCCAAGUCCUCUUCGUCUUGGUGAAGAUACUCCUGAUGGAGAGACAUCUAACACUGAGAGAUGUAUGCCAGCACCAGAAGAACCACCAUAUUUUCUAGAACAGUGGCCAGGAAAAGUAUGUGCUUUAUGUAAUUUGGGCGAAAGAAGUCAAUUAGGUCAGGGUGAAUUAUUAAGAUUUACUUGCCCUGAAGGUUUCACUCCUGAAAAAUCAACUAAUCGCGACGAAAUAACUGAUCAUCUUAUUGAUAUAUCUACUGGAGAUAAAAGUCCACGUGCAGCAGGUCCUGGUGCUGUCACUUGUCGUAGACAAAAAAGUCUAGCUAAGUGCAGAAAUACUAGUCUAACAAAUUUUUCGGAACCAGUGGAAGAAUUAACUAUAGUAGGAUAUUCGGAAGAACCAGAAAUAGGAACAUUAUUUGAAUCAACUGGGCACUAUUAUGUUCAUCAAUCUUGUGCAGUAUGGUCAAGCAAUACUCAAGAGUUAACAACGGAAUCGUUGAGUCCAGCGAUAGUUCAAGCUUCAUCGAGACGUUGCGCUUUUUGUUCUCAUUAUGGAGCUGGAAUUCCUUGCAAAGUGGCAUCGUGCAAUCGUUAUUUUCAUUUACCAUGUGCUGCAGCUUCAAGUUGUUUCCAAGAUACAAAAAGUUUAUCCCUCUUUUGCAGUCAACAUUUGGGACAGGUUCCACUUCUAUUGAACGGUGAUGUUACAUGUAUGCAGUGCUGUGGAAUGGGAGAUGUUUCCAACUUAGUAAUGUGUUCCAUUUGCGGCCAACAUUACCAUGGUAGUUGUGUUGGUUUGGCAUUAUUACCUGGUGUACGAGCUGGCUGGCAGUGUGCAUCUUGCAGAGUAUGUCAAGUGUGCCGUCAACCAGAAGAUGUUUCAAAAGUAAUGUUAUGUGAACGUUGUGAAAAAGCGUAUCAUCCUAGUUGUUUACGACCAAUUGUUACAUCUAUACCUAAAUAUGGUUGGAAGUGUAAGUGCUGCCGUGUAUGCACAGACUGUGGUUCGCGUACACCAGGCGCUGGUCUUUCAUCACGGUGGCAUUCCCAUUACACUGUAUGUGAUUCGUGUUACCAACAAAGAAACAAAGGUUUUUCGUGUCCUCUUUGUAGAAAGGCAUAUCGAGCUGCCGCGUAUAGAGAAAUGGUUCAAUGUAGUGCAUGUAAAAAAUUUGUUCAUGGUACCUGUGACCCUGAGGCUGAUCCAUUAACUUAUCAACAUCGUAAAGAAGUUAAACCUGAUUAUGAAUAUGUUUGUCUACAUUGCAAAAAUAUGGCACUUGUAAAAAGAAAAGAUAAUAUUGACGAUUAUGGUGGAGAUUUGAGUUUAAGUGCAUCACAAGAAAGUCUGUACGGUGAUGGAGAUUCGUCAGAAUUUGAUUAUCAAGGAGGAUCAGAGGAAGCACUGUAUUCUAUAGGUCUUGGAAAAGGAAAGCCAUUUUGUGCAUCUAAAAUUGCAAAGAAGCGACUAGGACUUGGAGGUGGAAUUAUUGGCCGACCAAAAGGAAUUGGUAAACUUGGAUAUCAAAAACGACAAAAAAUGACAGAGUUUGGAAGAAAAAGAGGGCCCAAAGCAAAAAUGAGAGGUAUUUUUGGUGUACCAGGUGUAGGACUGCAGAGACCAAUGUCAGACUCAUUUUCAAAAGAAGAUGAACCAGGUAUUGAAAAUAGACUUGUAUUAUGUUCUGCAAAAGAUAAAUUUGUAUUGACUCAAGAUAUUUGCGUAAUGUGUGGUGCGAUUGGCACUGACCAAGAAGGAUGUUUAAUUGCUUGUGCACAAUGUGGUCAAUGUUAUCAUCCUUAUUGCGCUAAUGUCAAAGUUACUAAAGUAAUAUUACAAAAAGGUUGGCGGUGCCUUGAUUGUACAGUAUGCGAAGGUUGUGGUGAAAGAAAUGACGAGGGUCGUUUGAUUUUAUGUGAUGAUUGUGAUAUCAGUUAUCAUAUUUAUUGUAUGGAUCCACCAUUAGAUUAUGUGCCACAUGGAACAUGGAAAUGCAAAUGGUGUGCCCAUUGUCAAACAUGUGGUUCAAAUGAUCCAGGAUUUAAUAGUAGUUGGCAAAAAAAUUACACACAGUGUGGUCCUUGUGCAUCUCAUACUGCCUGCAUAUCUUGUCAAGAAGCAUAUAAUGAAGGUGAUUUAAUAAUACAAUGCAUUCAAUGUGAAAGAUGGUUGCAUUGUGCAUGUGAUUCGAUUAAAAGUGAAGCAGAAGCUGAAAAAUGUGCAGAAGAAGGUUAUAUUUGUAUACUUUGUCGUCCAAGAGAUAUUCCACCACCCCAUCUUUUAUGUAAUCAACCGAAACCACAACCAAAUAAAUAUCCUCGCUCUCCACCACCGACAUCACGCAGUCCUGAACUUUAUAAACCUUCUCCUCAACAAUAUUUAAUUGACGGCGUUUAUUUAUCUGAAGCUGGUAUGAAUCACAUAAAAUCAUUGACUUCAGAACACCAACAAACAAGAAAGAAAAGAAGAAAAAUACAUCCUUUAAUUGAUAAAGAAGCAGACAUAAUGGCAACUAUAGAAUCUGUUGUUGCUGGUGGGAGUUUAGAUAAUUCUUUAGAAGAAAAUGGAGGAAAAAUAGAUUUAGCAGAUGUUAAAGAUGAACCAACAGAAGUACUCAAAGAAGGUAUGGUAUGGACGCCACGUGGUGAUCAACCACCACCAGAAGGUUUUAGUAUUUAUACAACUGAAAAUGGCAUACCAAUUUUAAGACGUAAACGACAACGUAACUUACAAAAGUUAGGCAUCGGUGGUUUUAUUGUUAGAUUAAGAGGCACUCGCAAAGAUAAAGAAGAAGAUGGAGAUACAGAAAAACCAUCGGAUUCAACAGUUGUAAACGAUGAUAAACCACGUAGAAAACCACAGAGAAGAAAACCAAAGACAAAACUUUCCGAAUGUUUUCCUCUCUACAUGCAAGAGGCGUUCUUUGGUAAAGAUCUUAUGGAUACAACCAAAGAUAAGGAAUUGGAAAGUAGCAGUGAAUCAGAUAGUGAGCGAAAUGUAUCUGGAAAUGCAGAUACUAUUCAAUUAUCUCAAGAUGAAUUAAAAGCAAUGGAACAAGUUAAAGCUAAACAAGAAAAGGAAGAAGAGAAAGUACCUCCAGAAGCACCUAUAAAACGUGAAGAAAUUGUAGAUGACGAAGGUAGUGAUACUGAAGCUCUUGGUGACAUAUUGCCUAUUUCGGGUGACUUACUUGACAAUGAUCUUGUUAAUACUAUAAUGAAUGAACCAGAUGAAGACUUAGCAAAAGCUAGUGAAGCAUUAGAUGAACUGGAUGAUACACCAGGAACGACUAAAGAUGAAUUAACAGAUAUUCUCAGUCCACAUUUCAAUAUAGAAUCAAUGGUCAGAGAUACAGGUUUACCUAACAUGGAUAGUAAAGAUAUUGAAGAAAUAUUUAAAGGGGUUUUAACUGAUGAAUCUCAAGAAUCUCAAGAAUCAUCAGUCUUUCCUGUUCAAGCUCAACCAUCACAUCCUACAUCUUCAACAACACCUCUUGUAUCUCCAUUACCACAUCCUGGUAUACAAACAACAAUGCCUAUAGCAAGACCUCAAGUACCUGGUACACUACCUUCUGUUGGUCAAUCUAAUUUAAAUUCUCCAAUGAGUUUUCCACCACCAUCUCCAUAUCAUUCAGAAUACAGCAAUCCACAAUUCAGUCCUGCUUUCUCUGAACCAAGAAGUCCAUGGGUCAAUCCUGAUGAUGAGGGUACUUCAUCAACAAGCAAUACUACAAUUUCAUAUAACCAAAGAAGUAAUCUUAAAAUGGAAGCUGAUGAAGCUUUAGGUCCAGGAGCUACUAUAUCUUCUGUACUUUAUGCAAAUAUUAACCAUCCAGAAUGGAAAACAGAAUAUCCAGCUUGGUCAGAAAGAUGUAAACAAAUAUUAAAAAAAUGGCGUGCAUUGCCCAAUGAUAAAAAAGCUCCAUAUCUAACACUGGCACGAGAUAAUAGAGCUGCAAUUCGCAUGAAAAAGACUCAGCAGAUAUCCAAGGAUAUACCAAGCACGACCCCAGUCACUGCAACAAGUGCACCUACCAUCAUCACCAAACCUGUCACAACUAUGACAUCAGCUCAAGUUUCUCCAGUAGUAGCUAUGGCUUCCAACCAAAGGCAGAUUGGACUUUUGACCUCAGUGGGCAGUGAAAAGACACAGGAAAAGAAUGGAAUGACUGUGUCGACAACAGGAGUGACAGUAUCAACAGUUAGCAGUAAUCAUCAUGCGGAGGAACAAGAGAGACUUUCCAAUAGAGAUCGUUCCAGUAGAGAAGCUGAACAAGAACGUCAAUGGAAACAAUUACAAGCAUUGCGUCAACAGCAAGCACAAAUGCAACAACAAGUUAUUCACGAACAACGUGUACAUGCUAUUACUAGAGUUCAUAGACAAAUAAGUGAAGAUAAUACAACUCAAGUAAAUGCCGACAAUACUACAGGAUUAACAACACAACUACAAGUUUCCACAUCACAAGAUGGAAAUCAUAUGGGACCAUUAGCUUCACCGUCUCCAGGAUCACGCAAUACAUUUGCCGCUCCUUCCAUAAAAGUUACACGAGGUUUAGCACCUCAAAGUCCUCAUCAGAGUAUACCACGUUUACCCACUCAAUCUUGUACAACAAUGACACGUCCAGUUGGAAAUGUUGUUAGACCAGGAAUGCCAAAUAAUUUUACACAACCACCCUCUCCGUUUUCUCCGCAAGCGCCACAGUCUCCUCAUGAUUUUCCACAAUCUCCAGCUUCAUCACAACCUCAAGAUCAUUUUCAACGUUUUGAUAAUACUGAAGCUUAUUCUCAAGCUUCUCAAACUCCUAGGUCACAAAUUAGUGGUACAUCAUCAUACUCCACUUCUCCAAGAAGCGAUGUCUUUUCUCAACCACCAGGUACACCACGGCCUAUGUUUAAUGCUCCUACUACUCGUCCUUCUACUCAUGUAUAUGCACCAUCUCGUACACCUGAUCCAUACAGUAGCCAGCCUCCCACACCUUCUCCUGCUCCAAAUUAUUCCUCACCAAGGCCAGAAUCUCGACAAGAUUCACAACAACCUGAAGUGUUCAAUCAACAAUCAGAAGUGAUUAAUAAUAGACAGUUACGUGAUCUUUUGCAAAGACAACAAUUUAAUAAAAAAAUGGAACCUGUGAGCACUACAUGGAAUCAAGAUAGUCAAAAUAAUACGGAAAGCAAUCAACAAUUUGAUACAGGUCAUGUACAACUUCCACAACAAGCGGCAACUAGUACUAGUGAAGGUACUUUCAGGCAUCCUUUACCUCCUGGUAUUGUUAGAGCUAGGAUGCCUAUUCAACCAAAUGUUUUAAUAAGAAAUCAAAUUGGAAUAAAUUCAAGACAUCCUGUGGCAGGAAAUAUAGAUGCCAGAAUACAAAAUAUAGAUCCACGAACUAGAAUGCUUUUGCAAAGACCACAAGUAACUGCAACCAUACCUCAACAUUUUCAAGGAAACCAGACUUUACAAACACGUAUGCCAGCUGUAAGAAAUUCUAUUACAGAACCUUAUGAUGUCUUACAACAACAAAGAUUUCCAGAUCCUAAUCAAGGACAAAAUAUAACUCAACGUAUAGUACGAACACCUCAAGAUAACUUAAAUCAGGGAAUUAGAAUGUUAAAUCAAGGAGUUGGUAUAAGAGCUCCUUUGAUACCAACAACGGUUAAUGAAGCCACUGUUAGUCCUUCUGAAUCAUCAGAAAUCCCUGAUAAUGUUACUGCAGAACUUGAAAAGUUAGAGCAAGAAGGAGCACCAAUGGUUGAGGUCGAGGGCGUAAGUGCAAUAUUGGGAGACUUAGGAGAUGAUGAUGAUGAACUGCUUGCUGAAAUGGGAGCAGAUUUUAAUAUUUUGGAAUAUGCAGAUCCCGAAUUAGACAACAUUACUGGUGGUGAGAAAACAAAUAUACUUGAUUUAGAUUUAGAACAAGUUGAAGUAGAGACAAAGGAUGAAAAACAAAAGAAGGAGGUUAAGGAUGAAGAACGAAAAUCGACAGAAUUAAAUGUAACGAAUGCGGUGCACACUGACAUAAGUGACACGUGUACGACAACUACAGUACAAACACCAACAGAGACAUCUAAUGCUCCAACACAAGCACAAACAGUAACACCUAUUACUGCAACAUCACAAACAUCACAACAGUCAUCUACGAUUAUGCCUCAAUCACAUGCUCAAGCAGUUGUUGUACAACAACAAAUGCAUCAGCAUGUGCAGCAAGCUGCAGCAAUGGGUAGGCCAAUGCCUCCAGGAACUCGCUUGCUUUCGCCUGAUGGAGCAGUUGGUGUUGUUACAUCAACUAACACUGUUACAGUCAGUUAUCCAUCUACAUUUCCUGGACAUGCUCAGAGAAUACCACAAACACAUAUCCAAGUAUCACAGCAACAACGUCUUGGUAUGAGAGUAACAGGUGUACCAAAUGUUGCUGGUAGAGUGGUUGCUGUAAAUCAUAUGAUUGGCCCUCGAAUGCCUCUUGCACCACCACCUCCACCACCACCGCCUCCAUAUCCUGGACCACCACCCCCUUAUCCUGGACCAAUACAGAUGGGGCUGUGUCCAGGUGGGCGGGGUAUGACGCGGCCCCCAAUCCAUAUAGGGCACCCAGUACCGGUGGCGGGUCCACCAAUGGUCCCUGUGGUACAUACUGGUACGCCCGCAAUGACACCUCACCCUCACCGAAGACCCUUGCUUCUGCAGUGGUGUUUACAGGAACAACCAUUAUUGUUGGAAGAAUUAUUGGAGCAAGAAAAACGAGAACAAGAAAAGCAGCAGCAACAGCAGCAGCAGCAACAACAACAACAACAACAACAACAACAACAACAAAGUGAUACUACAACUCCCGGAGGAUCCCUUCUAAGUGACAGUGAGUUUGAACAAUUUAAUGCAGAUGUUUUGGGUUCUGCACCCCUUGCUUCUCCUCCACAAGGAAUUACAUCAGUACCUGGAGGAGUUCCUGUAAUUAGGCCAUCUUGUACAUCAAGCCCACCAUCCGCUCCAGGUACCAAUUGGCAGCAAGCAAUACCGGAUGCGACGAAACUAACAACUCAGGUGCCUAGACAACCAAUUGCAACUCAGACACCACCAGAACCAAGGGUUGCCACAUUUAAUAUCUCCCAGAUUCCUGCUCCGCCUACACCUCCGGAAAAUAUUGUGAAUGAACAGGAUCGCCAGAUACAACUGCAGUACGAGCAAUGGUUAAAUCAUCAGCAUCAAGUGUUGACACAACAGUUGAAGUAUUACGAAACUGAGGUACAAAAGCUGCGUAAAAUACGAAAAUCUCUCAAUAGCAAACAACGACAAUUACGAAAAUCCGGCAACGAAUUGGCAGAAAAUGAUGCGGCUGAAUUACAACGUAUUUCCAGUGAGCAAGCAAUAUUGCAAAAACAGCUAGAUGCAAGUCGCAAACAAACUCGUCAACAUGGCAUGCUAAUACAGGAAUAUCAAAGUAAACAGCAACAAAGACAACCUCAACAACAAAGCAGCGAACCAUGUUCACCACUGAUGUCGCCUUCUCAACAUUCACCGAUGCAUAGUCCUGCUGCACUUGUUUCACAAAGUCCAGGCCCUGGAAACGUUCCAACAAAUAUAAUACAACAUUCACCGGCAACUCCUAUCAUUCAACAUAGUCCUAAUACACCUUUAUUACAACACAGUCCUGGUAAUCCGCAAUCAGGAAAUCCAGGGACAAUAUCACCUCAUAACAUGCAACAGUCACCAAGAAUUGGCACUCCACAUUCACAGAACGAAGAAAGUCCUUUUAGUCCUGGUGCUAUGCCCUCACCAGGAAUAUGUGGUCCUUCAGCUGCUCGAAUGACGUCUCCACAGCAUCGUGCGAUUAUUAGUGGAAGACUUGCAACUAGUCCAGGUGCUUUUACUCCGGAUACGCGAAAUACACAACAAAUUAUCGGAGAUCAAGGAGUUAGAGUCCAUAGUCUCACUCAACGUUUUGUCCGUCCACCUGCUGUAGUAGAACCUGGACAAAGGCCCAAAAUGCAGUUACAAGGAGGGAUCGUAUACGGACAACGUUCCCCUCUUGGGAGUCCACAACCUAAUCAACAGUCAUUAAUGAAUCAACAGCAUCAACAGAUGCUUCAGAGACAACAGAUCUCACAUCAAAUUCAACAACAGCACGAUACUACAAUUCUUCAAGAUGGACAAAAUGCAAUGACUCAACGUACGUUGCAAAUGGCACAACAAAGACAACAAUUGCUACAACAACAACAGCAACAGCAACAAAUAGUUCAACAACAGAGACAACAAUUUUUACAAAUGCAACAACAGCAACAGCAGCAGCAACAACAGCAACAACUUAUGCAAAAACCUCCAAGUUCUCCAAUGGUAGUUCAACCUGCCAAUUCUCCAAGUCCGCAACUUCAUCAACAAAUGCAACAGAAUUAUGGACAACCUCCAAGUUCUCCUAUGCCUCGUAGUCCUAUGGUUCAACAAACCAUGGGAUCACCUAUGUUGCAACAACAAUUAAAUCAAACUUCGCAACCUCCCAGUCCUAUGAAUACUAGAAUUCAUCCUCAUCCACCGAAUUCACCAAUGAUAUCACAAUAUCAACCACCAAGUCCGAUGUCACGUAAUCAUCCUUCGACAUCUCCUAUGCUUCAACAUCAAUUAAACAACGCACAUCAUCCUCCAACGUCACAACCACCUAGCUCUCCUAUGCCACGUAGCCCAAUGGUUGGAGGUUCGCCUAUGCAAAUGCAAAGAAGACAAUCUACUGGAAAUAGUCCAGCAAUGCCAGAUCGACCACAAAGUGUAGAAAAUCCAGGAACACCAAGAACACCACAUACCCCUCAUACGCCACAUGCGUCACAUGGUUCUUAUACAAAUCAAACUUCAAAUAAUCAUGCAGUACCAAAUGAUCAACAGCAACAAUUGCAACAAUCACAUCAACAUCAACAACAGUCUAUUACACAGGAACAGCCAACUGCAACAGAUCACACAAAUAGAGGUGGAGGAAAUCCUCAUAAUCCACUAAAUCCAUUGCCCUUUGGGCGAUUUGGGUAUAUUAAGCUUGGAUUAAGAGGCGGUUCUCCUAUGUGGUCUACAAAAGCAGAGACCAGCAAAGGAAAAACUUCUGAAUCGCAUCUUUUAAACAUAGAUGAAAAACCAAACACAUCUGUAGUUGUUCAUAGAAAAACUGGCAUACCGCAGUCAAAAAUUAAUUCUUUAGUAUGUGCAGAUUAUAAUGAUUUUGAUGAUGACUCACAUACGCCACCUCAAACUCCACCAACAAGUUUAGAAAUCAAACAAACCACUUCAUUAUCUGAUAAUGGGCCUUUAACAUUGGGUAGUCCUAGUAAUAAAAUGGAACCCAUACCUGAUACUACUGAUUAUGACGAUGAUAAAACUAUUGUAAAUACAGAGGUGACUCUAAGUUCGACAGCUCAACGAGAUAGUGAUGAUAUUACUGUUAUAGACCAGUUUGGAGAUUCCGAAUUGGUCGAUGUGAUAUCAGGAACAUUGGAAAGUGACAUGCAAGAGGAGUAUGUGCUUUUCGAGCCUGGAAUGGUCGUAGAUUUAUCAGCAGAUAGUAAUGAUUCGCUUUGUCAUGCAUUGGUUAAUGAAAGUAGUCAAGGACACGACUUAGUGCAAAUAUUACAAAUAGAAAAUCCUGAAUCUCAGACGGAUGAACCAAUAUUAAGUGAUGAAGAUUUAGUGCCCUCCCAUACAAGAAAUAAAAAAGGUUUAAGAUUAGACAUAGUAAGGACAUUACAAUCAGGAAAAAGACUCGUAGCUGUUACAGAUACUCCGGAAUCGCCUGAUCAAGAAGAACUUCGCGUAAAUCCAUCACCUGGAUCUUAUAUGGAUCAAUCACCUGAGCAAGAUCUCAUGGUGUCUUUUGUUAGUGCAUCUGAAGUAGUAAUUAUUGAUCCUAGUACAAAAUCACCUGAAGAUAAUUUAUCCAAAGAAUCAUGCACAGAAGAAGUAGAAAAAACAGAUAUGAUUAAUGUUUCCGAAUCAUCAAAAGAAAAUACUGUCACGGAAAAUGCUAGUGAAGAUCAAUCAAAAUCACAAAAAGAAUUGAAGUCAAAUAGGAGUCCUACAUCAUUUUUGUUCUCAGAUAAAGUUCUUUAUAAUCAAAUUUCAUCAUCAAAUAUUCAUCAUGCUAACAUUAAUGUAUCAUCUACAUGUAGGUCUACAGUUUCUUUGUCAUCCUGUGCAAAUACAACUAUUAAUACUAAUAAUACAAAUGCUAUUGCUACUUCUACUAGUGUAUUGAUAGUGACUGAUACAACUAUUAAAUCAACUCCAAUUUUUACAACUUUAAGCAUAACGAAAGAAACGGUAUCUUCUUCUUUUAAUAAUCAAAAACAACUACCAUCAACAAUGGCAAGUAUAGUGGCUGAUGCCAAAAUUGCUGCUAAACUCAGUCAAACAGCUUUGGAGAACAUUAUAGUUAGUUCACAGCAAAGUAUUACAAAGAUAGAAUCAUUAUCCAAAAUUACUUCAUCAAAUACAGAAAUUUCUAAACCUCAAGUUACAAUUUCAGAAAAAAUCAUAACAUCAGUAUCUAAUUUACAGAAUGAAUUCACUAGUUUUGUACAAAGUACUGCUACAAGUACAAUGGAAAUAUUAAAUAAUCCUACAAAAUUAAUAUUAAGUGUGCAACCAACAUCUGUCACAUUAUCAACACCCAAAAUGUCCAUACUUGAUCUUCCUAAAAAGGAAAGUGAAAAUAAUUCUGUUACAAUAACAAAAGAAAAUCAAUUAGAAAUUUUAAAUAAAAAUGUGAAAAUUAAAAAUGAAAAAGAUGAACCUGACCAUUCAGCAAAAAAUUCAGAGGAAUCAAAUGUAAAUACUUUAAAUGUCAAUGUAACUACAAGUAUAGCUGUGAAUCAAGAAUUAACUUCAUCUGAUGAUAAGAAGAAUGAUCCUUUGAAUACUACUGAUGAAUUAGAAAGUAUGCUUGAAGCAAUCCACAAUCCUGCUGAAAACACUAUAAAUAGAGAGAAUUCUCAUUCAGAAAAUAAGACAGAUACUGCUUCUUCAUUGAAGAGGAUAUUUCCAGUUACAGAUGAUUUAUCAUUAGUAAAUAUUUUAGAAAAUGAUUCGGAAUCAAUUGAAAAUGAAAAUAAAGAAGAAAAUGUAACUUCUGAACCUCAAAGAAUGAAUAUUAAAUCAAAAGAAAUUGAAACUAACAUUGUAGAAAAUACUAAUUUAAAUACUUCUCAAAAAGAAAAAAAACACAAUGAAUUAUGUACAGAAAUUGAAACUAGUAAAUCUUAUAUACAGCAUUGUCUCAAUGAAGAAAAGAGUAUACUGGAAGAAUCAUCUGAUGAUAUAUUAGAUAUGUUACAUAAUAUCAUAUCCUCUAAGCCAGAAAUGGCUAACAGUGAAAUGCUUCAAGAAGACAGAUCCAGAAAAUCAAGUAUGAUGUAUGAAUUACCAACACCUUUAGAUACUUUGCCUCUAAAUAUUCUUCAAGAUUCUUUAAUGGAUCUAGAUCAAGAACACUCAGAUAAUGAACAUCUCUUAUCAAAUGAAAAAGAACCAAAAAUACGAUCAGCCAAUUCACCUUCUGUAGAAUCUGCCCCUAAGAAAAGCUCGCCAAUUCCACAUCAAAGUACUCCUUUAGUAGUGAGUACUAUAGCACAGUUGCAGAAAUGUACGACUACAGUGCCUCAUCUCUCUCCUCUAUCAAAACCGACAGAAUUAACGUCCAAUGUUGCAAAUGUAUCACAUCAGUUGAGAACAUUACUUUCUUCUUUACAAACAAAUCAUUCAAACUGUACAACUAUAAAUCAAACCGCCAUCGUCACUAUGGUGUCCUCAGCGAUCUCAGGAUCAAAAGUAGGGAACAUACUGUCUACAACCAGUACAUCCUCACCAAACUCUGUAAAUAAUAUUCAUAAUAGUACAAACGUACGACUGCAGACUUCUAUUACCACGUCUCAUUCUACAAUUACAAGUAAACCUGAAUUAGAAAAUACGACAACCAGUUAUAUCCCACAUACGAAAGAAAGUACAAAUUCUACAGUAAGCGUUGUUUCUACUUUAACUAAGGUUACACCUUCGGAAUCAUUUUUACGAGUCACUUCUAGCGGAGUACAGUCGCAAGCUAAUAGUAGUAGUCUGUCCCUACAAACAUCAUCUGUGAUCACUCCCAGGCCACCAACAAAUUCAGGUAUCUCGAUUACGUCAAAUGCAAUGCUAAAUGCAAUGUUGUCUGGUACAAAUUCGGCAAAAUCUUCAAUUGCUGGUCUUCGAACGAAUACUGCUCCUACACAAGCUGGUAACUUAUUGAGUUCAGUAGUAGCAACUUCUGUACAACGUACACAAAGUUUACAAGCUAUUCUACAAGUAAGUUCAAGCUGUUCUUCGGCACCUUCUCGUAUGGUUGUAAACUCCACAUCGACAACAGCCACAACAUCCAUGCAAUGUGUCAAAACCAUUGUACCUCCAAUAGUGACUGCAAGCACUAACAGCAUUAGUAUUACUACUAGCAUACUUCAGUCUACUUUGUCUCAAACACCAACUCUUUUGCAUUCUCAGCUUUCUGGUCAAGGUCAAUAUAAAUCAACCAGUCAUUUGCCACUAGACAAUAAAAGUGUUGAUCUUGAGAGACUGGCACAAAGCACACCAUCUAAAAAGGAGUCAGAAGAAUCUAACUGCAAAUCUCAAUCAGUGCUGGAAAAAUCAUCAACAACUAGAUCUGAAUUGGAAAUGAAUAAAAAUUCUACUCAUAGAAUGGAGGAAUCGCAAAAUGUAUUGUUGAAACAAUUGCUCCAAAAUACUGCAUGUGCAACAACUACAUUGUGCUCCAGUUCUUCACAAGGUCCUAGUUUGCCAUUAGUACCAUCCUUAGAAGCACAAUUAGCAAGACCAGUACCUCCCACUCCUUUCUCUGUUUUACCACCUUUAUUGAAUGAAGUACCAACACCUAAAACUACUAGUAAUAAGCAAGUUUUAAACAGAGAGACAUCAUUCUUAUCUCAAUCAGUAAUACCUUUGAAAGUGCAAAGUCCACCAACCAAAGAAGAACCACCGAAACCACCACCGCCAUUAACAACUUCUGCACCAGUUUUAUCUCAGCAACUUAUGGCUGAUUCGUUUCCAAAACAACAAAUAACUACACAAUCUACGAAAACCACUCUUGUUUUAACUCAAACAAAUCAACAGCCAACGAUAACAAUGACCAAGCAAAUUCCGCUUACGACAAAAACUUUAGAAACUACAACUUCUAUAAAACAAGAAUCAACUACUAUUAAUCAGUCACCUGCGAAGUCUGUGAGUGAUGCCGUUAUUAGUAAUACUGUUCCAAUCCAAAAACAAUGUGUAUCAACUCCUAUAACUGUGUCACGAGUAGUAUCACAAACAAAACCAGUAAUUACAACUGUGACAAGUAAAAGUAUUCAAUCCACAACACAAGUAUCUAGUACUAUUCAAGUGACACAACAAUCAUUAACGACUAUUACAACCGUGCAGCCACCAUCAUCACAACAAACGCAAGCACAGACUCAACCUCAAAUACCAGUUACCCCAAAAUCCAUUAUCUCGACUCAGCAACAACCCCCUCAUGUAAACACAAUACCGCCAUCAGUGCCUCAUACGGUGUCUCACACAGUGGGUCACCAAGCCCAGGCGUCACAGGGUGCAAAUGCACAACACACAGUGCCUUUAGUGGAAGUCAAAAAGGAAGUACUUGAUGAAGUUCUAUCUAGUGGUACACCUACCCAAUUAACCGAUACCAAAGACUUUGUUACUGCCAAAGAGGAGCUUAUUGAUGGAUCGAUUGAUGAUAAAACUGAUCUCAAGAAAAUGAAAAGGCGACAGUAUCAACAGAAACGGAAGCAAAGCCAGGGAAAGGACGCGACGGCAGCAACUCAAAAAAAGCGUGCUAGGAAAGUAUCCCGUUUAGACGAGGAUUAUGACACGUUCAUUGACAAUUUAAUGGCACAAUUACGACAGCUUCAACCAAUGGCAGUAUUAGAACCACUUCUAGGUAGAAAUUAUGGCGUUUGUCCUAUCUUUGGCUCGGGAGACCUGUCGAAAAUCAGUAGUCAGAAGGAUUAUAAUACCAGGACAGGUGAUUUAAUCGGUUCAUAUGGAUCUGCUACAUUACCAGGUGUAUCUGAUCAUUAUAAUACUCAACCGUUUGGUGAAUUGGAACCUUUACCACCUCAACAACCCGCUUCUACUCAAAGAGGAUUUUAUGAUCAAGAAUUUCCACCUCUUAAAUUGGACGAUUCCGACGAUAAAAAAGAGAAUUCCUUAUCAAUGAAUCGCGAUGUGGAUUCCCCUGAUACAAUAGUCAGUUCAUCUUCACCAGAAUGCGUUAUUCCAGAAUUUAUACAUCGAUUUCCUGGUUUAAGAUUGAUAGAAGAAGAAUCGGAUGAGGAAUCAGAUUGGUUGAAAAGAGUAUCACCUGUAAUACCUUUAAUAUCACCGAUACCAAUUAGAUUAAAACCAACUUAUAUCGGUAAAGAUAUCGCCAAACAGGAUAAAGAGAAUUUAGGAAUACCACGACUUGGAAAAUCACCUCCAAUACCUUUAAGAGAUGGCAAUGUAACAGUUACAUUAACAUUGAAUAGUCAGGCUGCAGAUGACAUAAUGGGAGUACUUAAAGAUUUGGCUAAUAUUUUAAAUAUUGCUCCUCCCACUGGUUACCAGAUAGUAGAACGUACUACUACUCCCCCUAGUCAAAAAUUAGGUCUUUAUAGAAUCAAGGGAAAAGAUGGUAAAGAGGGAGGUGUGUAUUUUUAUCCCAUAAAAAUAACUAAGAAAGCUCCAAUUGAUAUACAAAGUAUUUUAAAUGGCGCCGCGAAAUUCUGUCGUCAUUGCGAUGUUGUGAUAUUGAAUAGCUUGAUAAGAAAGAAAGUAUCUGAUUUACCAUUUUUAAGCAAAGAAGAGGCUGAACCCGGCGAUGAGUUAUGUUUCUGUUCAGCAGCCUGUUACAUGCAAUUUGCUCUCAUGCAUAGAACACCUUUGAAUACACAAGAUAAGGCUGCAACAAUAGUAGACCACCUAUGUCAUAACAAGAUAGAUACUAAGGUAUUGGAUGACGAUUUCAAAAAAGGGAAAAAAUAUGUGAUCAAACAACCGAUUGAUCAUAUUGAAAGUAUGGAAGUCGAUCAAACAGAAAAGGAAACAGAAAUUAAGAUAAAAACAGAAAAAGAAGAACAUGAUAUUUUUGAGGCAAAGGAAGAAAUCACAGAAGAAAAACGGGCAAAAAAACAUUCAGUCACAGAAGAAUCUCUAACUGAAUUGACUGAACCACAACCACCUGCGAAAGUAUGGAGAGGUUUACGAUAUAAGACGUGGUCUGUUGGCUUAAUGCAACCUACAACAAAAUACAAAAAACCAACAGACAAAGAAAUCACGGAGAUGCUUUUCCGUAUGGGAGUAACCGUAAUACCUGCUAAGGCGGAAGAUAGUCGACGAUGCAUGUUUUGUCACAGUCAAGGUGAUGGUACAGCCGAUGGUCCUGCUAGAUUACUUAAUUUUGACGUUGACAAAUGGGUGCAUUUAAAUUGUGCUCUUUGGUCGGAAAAUGUAUAUGAAACUGUAAAUGGUGCCUUGAUGAAUCUCGAUACUGCUUUGCAACAUAGUCUUGUAUUAAAUUGUAUUGUUUGCGAGAAACCAGGAGCUACUGUAAAAUGUUUUAAAAUGCGCUGUACUAAUGUAUACCAUCUUGGCUGCGCUGUUAAAGAUGGCUGUGUUUUUUAUAAAAAUAAGAGUACCUAUUGUUCUCAACAUGUACAAAAAAACGAAAAAGAUAACGAACUAACUACACUUUCCGUCUAUAGAAGAGUGUAUGUCAAUCGUGACGAGAAUAGACAAGUUGCAGCUGUGAUGCAUCAUUCGGAACAUAAUCAUCUGCUUAGAGUCGGAAGUCUGAUAUUUUUAAGUGUCGGACAACUGCUCCCACACCAGCUCGCCAAUUUCCACACACCAAAUUAUAUAUAUCCAGUUGGAUACAAAAUUGUCAGAUUUUAUUGGAGUAUGAGACGGCCAAAUAAACGCUGCCGAUAUGUGUGUUCUAUCCAUGACGUUUCUGGUCGACCCGAAUUUCGUGUUCUAGUACAAGAACCUUUACAAGAAGACGUUGAAUUGCGUGACGCCACUCCUCGUGCUGUCUGGAGCAGAAUCCUUGAACCUCUUGCCGAGUUACGAAGAUCGACGCAUAGUGUCCAGCUAUUUCCGCGUUAUGUUUCUGGCGAAGAUUUAUUUGGACUUACUGAACCAGCGGUCGUUCGUGUUCUCGAAAGUCUUCCAGGCAUUGAAACUUUAACCGAUUACAGAUUUAAAUACGGCCGAAAUCCCUUAUUAGAAUUACCGUUAGCGAUCAAUCCUACUGGCAGCGCGAGAACGGAAGCUCGUUUACGAAAUCAACUUCCUUGGAAAAGGCCACACACACAGCGCACAGGUUCUUCAGCUCGAGCAGCCUUCGUUCCAACUGCAACUGUUGCUGGAGAAGUGGCAUGUCCUUAUUCGAAACAAUUUGUUCAUUCUAAAAGUUCUCAGUACAAAAAAAUGAAGCAAGAGUGGCGGAACAAUGUAUAUUUAGCACGUUCUAAAAUCCAAGGUUUAGGAUUGUAUGCUGCACGUGAUUUGGAGAAACAUACAAUGGUCAUUGAAUACAUUGGAGAAAUUAUUCGUACUGAAUUGGCCGAGACGAGAGAAAAGCAAUAUGAAGCAAGGAAUCGUGGUAUUUAUAUGUUUCGUUUGGAUGAAGAAAGAGUGGUCGAUGCAACAUUGUGUGGAGGUCUCGCAAGAUAUAUCAAUCACUCUUGUAACCCGAAUUGUGUCGCUGAAAUUGUUGAGGUCGAACGUGAUCUUAGAAUUAUAAUCUUUGCAAAACGAAGAAUCUCACGUGGCGAGGAGCUGGCAUAUGAUUACAAAUUCGAUAUUGAAGAUGACCAGCACAAGAUAGCAUGCGCAUGUGGCGCGCCUAACUGCCGCAAGUGGAUGAACUAAAGCUCGAUCCACCGUUGUUAUUGUUACUACGUUAUUGGGUAGGUUUUACAUGAAGAAAAAAUUAUAUAUAUAUAUAUAUAUAUAUACAUAUAAAAAUAUAUAUAUAUAAUAGACACAUUAUUUAAUUUGUAAAGUGCCAUUGCAGUUUGACUAAUUGAUUCAUAGUGAAGUUGGUGCUAUGCCAUCACAACAUUCCUCCAAAGUUGUACAAUAUUAGUUUUACUUUACAAAACAUAGAAAAACAUUGAUCGCUUGUAUAUUACGGACAUUCUUUAAAAACACGACACACAUUGCGAAAAAAAAAAUUUUAUGAGUCGUGUGUAUGUAUACAGGAAAUUUGUAUCUUUGUAUGUUGAAUAGAGUCAACAUUUAGUUGACCAAUAUUGUAAUAUAAAUCGUUUAUUAAUUAUUAUUGCAUAUACAUUGCACUGUAUCUGUACAUAAGUAGAGAUCCAUGUUAUUUUGAAUCACCAGAUGAAUUAUGUAAAGUAACAGUAUCUAAUUUAGAAUUAUAUACAAUUAUAACUAUUUCAUUAUAUGAUAAUAAAUCCGUACAAAAUCUACUGAUCUAUUUCGUUUUUGUAAAUACCUUUUUUUGUGAAUUUCGAUUUAUUAGUGUUUAAUAGGUAAAUUGUAUUCAUUAUUCAAUUUCAAAUCUUUUAUCGUGAUAAAUAUCAACUUUAAAUUCUCAGAUUAUUUAUGCUUUUAAAUUCAGCAAAAAUUUCAAAGAAAAAAUAU